This is a messenger RNA of Geodia barretti, 468 nucleotides long. Lineage: Eukaryota; Metazoa; Porifera; Demospongiae; Tetractinellida; Geodiidae. The record is from the annotation of a GenBank genome assembly.
ACAAAGAACAAUGUAAACAAAAAUGGCUGAGAGAGACGAGAGCUAGCAGCCGUGGCUACUCGCUGCUCACCUUCCCGGUUAAGAGGGCCAGAAAUGUCUCACGUUCGCAAGAGAGUCUUCAGUCGUGAAGGAGACGUUCAGGAAUCCAGCAAGGCCUCCUACAUACACAUCAUGUGUAUCAGAUGCAAGCCACACCACACAAGCAUUCAUCCCACAACAUGAACGGUGUUGACGAUGAGAAAAAAAUCAAUUUGCAUGCUAGGUGUCCAUACUGUCAUUCAGUGGCCUAACAUGCUGUGUGAGUGUCUUGUGGUGCAGGGUGUAGGAGAGACAGGCUGCAGGGCUCUGAGACCUGCGAAGAGGAGGAGAGGAGAGGAGGGAAGCACUAUAGCUGAUGCCAACCCUAAGAACCCUAACACUGGUACUGUAUGUGUAGUACAUAUCUCACUAGUGAUUGAAUAAUAGUUG